CACUGCCCCACAAAAGGAGCAGUGCCACAUCAGCCAAUCAGCUCAAGCCCUGCCUUGGAAACACCUGUUGAUCCCCCUCCCCCCCAGGGCUCACCUGGGUGCAGGUUAGGCAGGUGAAGCGCUCGCCCAGAAACAGAGCUGGAGCGCCCCACCGGCCCGGCCCUGCCUGCUCAGAUCGGAUCCAGCACUUCCAGGCUUCUUGAGCCAGCGGUGACAGCUGAGGCCACGUGAGUUGGAUCCUGAAUGAGGCUUUAUCUCUGGCUCUUCAUCUCCUUGGCCACCGUGGCUCCAGCUCCCUUGGCCAGCCGGGAUGGGACAGGCAACUGAGAGAGCCGGAGCCAGAGAGGUGAUGGUGACCAUAUGCUGGACCGGGAGAGAAACAGGACUCUGGGCCUCUGGCUGCCAAGCAGGUGGUGGGGGCUCCAGGCUGUGAUCCGUACCCUCUAACCCCUGAGGCCACCCUCUGCCCUGACUCAUGCCAGACCCAGCCAUGUCUGCCCGAGAGGCUGGAGCCCCGCUGGGCGAGGGGCUGCCCCCAGAUGUGCUGGCAGAGCAGGUGGAGUUAUGGUGGUCCCAGCAGCCACGGCGCUCAGCACUCUGCUUUGCCGUGGCCGUGGGCCUCGUGGCAGGCUGUGGGACGGGUGGUGUGGCACUGCUCUCUUCCACCAGCAGCCGCUCAGGUGAGUGGCGGCUGGCAGCAGGCACUGUGCUCUGCCUGCUGGCCCUGCUGGUUCUGGUUAAGCAGCUGAUGAGCUCAGCCGUGCAGGACAUGAACUGCGUACGCCAGCCCCACCAUGUGGCCCUGCUACGCAGUGGUGGAGGUGCUGAUGCCCUCGUGGUGCUGCUUAGUGGCCUUGUGCUGCUGGUCACUGGCUUGACGCUGGCUGGGCUGGCCGCCACCCCUGCCCCUGCCCGGCCGCUGGCUGCCAUGCUGUCUGUGGGCAUCGCCCUGGCUGCCUCAGGCUCGCUCCUGCUACUAGGCUUGCUGCUGUACCAGGUGGGCGUGAGUGGACACUGCCCCCCGAUCCGUGCUGCCCCUCCCGCCACCCACAGUGACCACAGUGGCAGUGGCAGCAUCUUCAGCAUCUCAGGACGGUUGUCUGCUGGCCAGCGACAUGAGACCACAUCCAGCAUUGCCAGCCUCAUCUGAUCAAGUCAGAGUCCUCUUUCCCACGACCCACCCCUGCAGCCACAGAACUGUGCCAGGGCAUGCGUGAGUGUGCG
Molecule: messenger RNA, 1224 nt
Organism: Ceratotherium simum simum (southern white rhinoceros)
Lineage: Eukaryota; Metazoa; Chordata; Mammalia; Perissodactyla; Rhinocerotidae
Gene: TMEM125
Product: transmembrane protein 125
Source: RefSeq, a predicted model, not a curated record